Cutaneotrichosporon cavernicola is the source of this 468-nucleotide messenger RNA. RefSeq lists its product as uncharacterized. The transcript has 4 exons. NCBI's taxonomy places the organism in Eukaryota, Fungi, Basidiomycota, Tremellomycetes, Trichosporonales, Trichosporonaceae. The coding region runs from base 1 to 468 and encodes 155 amino acids. Gene Ontology annotation, cellular component: glycine cleavage complex; cytoplasm; mitochondrion. The record is from RefSeq and is a predicted model, not a curated record. Gene Ontology annotation, biological process: protein lipoylation; glycine decarboxylation via glycine cleavage system.
AUGCUCGCGUUCCGUGCUAUCGCUCGCCCUGUCGCCGCCCUCCGCGUGCGCCCCGUCGUCGCGCCCCGUGCCGCCAUGAUGGCCAUGCGCUUUGCGUCGACCAAGAAGUUCUCGGAGGACCACGAGUGGGUGGUUGUCGACAACGGCGUUGCGACUAUCGGUAUCACCGAGUACGCGCAGAAGGCGCUCGGUGACGUCGUCUUCGUCGAGCUCCCCUCGGUCGGCUCGGAGAUUGAGUCUGGCGAGUCCAUUGGCGGCGUCGAGUCGGUCAAGGCCGCUUCGGAUAUCUACGCCCCCGUCUCGGGCACCGUCGAGGAGAUCAACGAGGCGCUCGGCGACCAGCCCAGCCUUGUCAACAAGGCGGCUGAGACUGACGGCUGGCUCGCCAAGAUCAAGCUCUCCGAGCCCGGAGAGGUCAACGAGUUGAUGGACGCCGAGGCAUACGCGACCUUCUGCGAGGAGCAGUAA